AUGGGCCUCUUCUUUCGUUUAUUCGUCUUGGCGUUGCUGCUCGAUCGAAUAGCCACGUUCUAUGUGCCCGGCGUGGCUCCUGUCGAAUUUGCUGAGAGAGACUCCAUCGAAGUCAAGGGCAUUAAACUGACGUCGACGAAGACCGUGAUCCCAUACGAGUACUACGCGUUGCCGUUUUGUCGACCCAAAGGAAAAUUGCACUACAACAGCGAGAACAUUGGCGAAUUGUUGAGGGGAGAUCGCAUUGUGAAUACACCGUUGGAGUUUAAAAUGGCAGUCAACGUGAGCUGUGCGUCGUCGUGCGUCGACUCAACGGAAAUCACGCUCACAAAAGAGCAAUCCGCCGAGUUGAUGUCACGGAUCCGAGAGGAUUACCACGUACAUUUACUUGUCGACAAUUUGCCCGUUUCAACGCGCCUGGAAUUGCGGGGAAAUGAUGAGUCGGCGGUUCCGGAAAUCUACUAUGACAUUGGAUACAAAUUGGGAACAAUUGGUGAUAAGGGAGAGGUCAUUUUGCAUAAUCAUCUCGACUUUGUGCUAAAGUAUCACAAACAAGCGGGACCGGAUGGAGUGAAAUAUCGAGUGGUCGGCUUUGAGGUACACCCGAGGAGCAUCGACGCUUCGAAAUUCGGGGAUGAUAGUACGUGUGUCGACGACCACAACGCAAAGCCCCUUAUUUUGAAGGACACGGAGGACAAGAAGAGCUUUCAUUGGACCUACACAUUGCACUGGGAACAAUCGGACAUUCCGUGGGCUUCUCGUUGGGAUGUGCUCUUGUCGAUCAAAGGAACGGACAUUCAUUGGUUCUCCAUUCUCAACUCGAUCAUCGUCAUCAUCUCGUUGUCUGGAUUCCUCUCGAUCAGCAUUGUGCGCACUCUGCGACGCGAUAUCACUCAAUACAAUCGGCUGGAAGAAGAGGAUGACACUCUUGAGGAAACCGGAUGGAAAUUAGUGCACGGAGAUGUGUUCAGACCGCCUCGACAUCAGAUGAUUCUUGUGAACAUGGUCGGAACGGGCAUUCAGCUGAUUGGAAUGGCCGCCGUGACCAUUGCUUGUGCCACUCUCGGAAUGUUGUCUCCAUCGUCGCGUGGUUCGCUCACAUCGGCUAGCCUUGUUCUCUACUGUUUGAUGGGUCUUUUUGCCGGAUACCAUGCGGGCCGUUUGUACAAGACAAUGAAAGGAAGAAAUCCAAUUCGAUGUGCUGUUCAAACCGGUUUCCUGUUUCCGUCGAUGAUUUUGGGCGGUGGCUUCAUCAUCAAUUUCUUCCUGAUCUCAAAGAAUUCUUCUGGAGCUGUUCCAUUCGGCACGAUGGUGGUGCUGUUGUUGAUGUGGUUCGGAAUCGAUCUCCCGCUCGUGUUCAUCGGUUUCUACUUCGGAUAUCGGAAACAUGGUUACACUCAUCCAGUUCGCACGAAUCAAAUCCCUCGACAAGUGCCCGAGCAACCAUGGUUCCUCCAAUCUCUGCCAGCCACGCUUCUCGCCGGAAUUCUACCAUUUGGCGCCAUGUUCAUCGAGUUGUUUUUCAUCUUUUCGGCUCUAUGGGAGAAUCAAUUCUAUUACCUCUUCGGCUUCCUCAUGAUCGUUUCGGUGAUUUUGGCCAUCUCGACCGCUCAAAUCAGCAUCGUGGCCACGUACUUUCAAUUGUGCGCUGAGAACUAUCGUUGGUGGUGGCGCUCAUUCUACAUCAGCGCUGGAUCGGCUAUCUAUGUGAUGCUCUAUGCGCUGUUCUACUAUUACACCAAGUUGAACAUUGUCGGAUUUGUGCCCACCGUGCUCUAUUUCAGUUAUAGUUUCCUCAUGGCGCUCACUCUGUGGUUUAUGACGGGGACGAUCGGUUUCUACGCGGCCUACUAUUUCCUGUGCAAAAUCUAUGGCUCGAUCAAGAUUGAC
Messenger RNA from Mesorhabditis belari, 1890 nucleotides. The record is from the annotation of a GenBank genome assembly. Lineage: Eukaryota; Metazoa; Nematoda; Chromadorea; Rhabditida; Rhabditidae.